Molecule: messenger RNA, 2236 nt
Organism: Salvia miltiorrhiza (redroot sage)
Lineage: Eukaryota; Viridiplantae; Streptophyta; Magnoliopsida; Lamiales; Lamiaceae
Product: probable glucomannan 4-beta-mannosyltransferase 11
Exons: 9
Coding region: 291-1922 (543 amino acids)
Cellular component (GO): Golgi apparatus
Molecular function (GO): mannan synthase activity
Source: RefSeq, a predicted model, not a curated record
GAGGAAUGUUAGAUAUUCCCAUUUGGCAGCACCAUACUAUUUUUCAUGAGACAAUAAUGCGGACUUUCCACGUGAGCUUCGUUUUUGGCACCCUCUCUCAAACGCCAUGAUAAUGCUGCACUACAAAAGCAAAUAUCUGAGAGAGAGCCAAAAUGACACCACUUGAAUUUCAUCCAUUGCUCUGAAAUCCCCAUCUAUUCUUGACAUUCAAGAUUGGGGGAAAAACCAAAAGUAAAGCCAGGGAUACAAAUACAAAGUGGAACAAACAAAAAAGGUCUAAGCAGAGCACAAUGGCUUCUUCAUCGGCGGCGAAAAUGGCUGCGGUGGAAUGGCUGAUGGGCUCGCCUGCUGACGUCAGCGACUAUAUCGUGCUUCUAUGGAAGGCGGUGAGGUCGUAUGCGAUAGUGCCGCUUUUGAGAUUCGCUCUGUACCUCUGCUUGGUGUGGUCGUUCCUGCUGUUUGUGGAGUGGUCUCACAUGAUGAUUCUUGCUGCUCUCGCCAAGUUAAUGCGCAACAGGCACGCUAAAAAGUACAAAUGGGAGCCAUUGAAGGAUGAUUUGGAAGCUCGGAGCCUCGAUUUCCCCAUGGUUCUUGUCCAGAUACCUAUAUACAAUGAGAUAGAGGUGUACAAGAUCUCCAUUGGUGCAGCGUGUAGGUUAUCUUGGCCAGUUGAUAGGCUGGUGGUUCAAGUUUUGGAUGACUCAACUGAUCUUGUUAUUAAGGAUAAGAUUGAGAAAGAAUGCAUGAGAUGGGCAAGUGAAGGCAUAAACAUUAGGUACCAGCUUCGAGAUGGUAGGAAAGGCUACAAGGCUGGAGCUCUCAAGGAAGGGUUGAAGCGCGACUAUGUCAAAGAAUGUGAGUAUGUUGCCAUCUUUGAUGCUGAUUUCCAGCCGGAAGCAGACUUCCUUCGACGAGCCAUGCCUGUCCUCAUACACAACCCAGAGGUCGCGCUAGUGCAGGCUCGCUGGAGGUUUGUGAAUGCAGAUGAAUGCUUCUUGACAAGAAUGCAAGAGAUAUCACUGGACUUCCAGUUUGUGAUUGAGCAACAAGGAGGAUCAUCCAUUCAUGCCUUCUUCAGCUUUAACGGAAGUGGUGGAGUAUGGAGAAUUGGGGCAAUAGACGAGGCUGGAGGUUGGAAUGAACGGACCACUGUAGAAGACAUGGAUCUUGCUCUUCGAGCUGGACUAAUGGGCUGGAAGUUUGUUUUCCUAGGAGACAUUGAGGUCAGGAGCGAACUUCCUAGUACUUUCAAGUCCUACCGCUCUCAGCAGCAUCGUUGGUCUUGUGGUCCAGCCAAUUUGUUCAGAAAAAUGGUGACAGGAAUAGCAAAGAACAAGGAUAUAUCGCUAGCGAGAAAGUUCUAUAUGAUAUAUAACUUCUUCUUCAUACGGAAGAUCGUGGGAACUAUGUUCACCUUUGUUUUUUACUGUGUGGUUCUGCCAUUGGUAAGUCUGAUGCCUGAAGUUGAUUACCCUAAAUGGGGUGCCAUUGUGGCUACUCUUACUAUUGCCACCGUAAACACAAGCAUCUCGACUCCAAGAUCAUUCUACCUGGCUAUUCCUUGGGUCCUUUUUGAGAACAUAAUGUCGUUUCAUCGCACCAAGGCUUUGAUAAUCGGUCUGUUUGAGGCCAAGAGGGCAAAUGAAUGGAUCGUCACUGAGAAACUAGGAGACGCUUUCGAGGGCAAAUCCAGAGCUGAAUUAAGUGCACCAAAAGGACCUGGACAGCUUAAGCAUCUCAGAGAGAGAAUACUACCACAGGAGCUGGGAGUUGCUUCGUUUCUUUUCGCCUGUGGAUGUUACGGUGUGUUCUAUGGGCACGACAGAUAUUACCUGUACCUAUUCCCUCAAGCCAUCUUCUUCACCAUUGCUGGAUUCGGCUACUUUGGCACGAUAAUACCAAGCUGCCCUGAGCUCUCUUAGCAGUAGGGCUCUUCUUGACACAUGCAUGCUUGGAUUCUUAGGCAAGAGUAGGACUAACUUAGAACGGCUGACACUGAAUCAUAGUACUAAUUACGCGCAAGAUUUUGAGUUGAAUUCUUGCGCUUCAUUUACAGUUAGUUUUGCCAGACAUUCAUGAUUCUUAUGCCAACAUUAAUGACUAGAACAGCAUAUUGUUGAGCAUUCUUUUGUAACUUUGAUUUUUGGAUAUUGUUCAAAAGAUUCCUGUUGUAACGGGAUCUUGUAUUCAGUUGAUGUUAUUUUGAGUUUUAAUCUCAUAUAGCAUUUCAAAUAAA